Messenger RNA from Bombina bombina (fire-bellied toad), 2770 nucleotides. RefSeq names its product F-box protein 21 (gene FBXO21). The transcript has 12 exons. NCBI's taxonomy places the organism in Eukaryota, Metazoa, Chordata, Amphibia, Anura, Bombinatoridae. The coding region runs from base 54 to 1973 and encodes 639 amino acids. Gene Ontology annotation, molecular function: DNA binding; protein binding. The record is from RefSeq and is a predicted model, not a curated record.
UCUCUGACACAAGGUGCGCCAGUAUAGAACGUCACUGAUGUAAACACGGGAAAAUGGCGGCGCCCACGAGCGCUGGGAGAGGUAGCAGCACAGAAAGAUGUCAGUCAGAGGAGCUGCUGGGAUCCAACACACAAGAGGUGGACGAUCCCCCAGGAGAUGGUGGCUGGUUGUGGGAACUGGGGAAGAGCCGGGGACUGGCAGAUUUCCCUGGAGAAGUGCUGGAGCUAAUUCUGUGCUCUGGGGGGCUCGAAUACCAAGACAUCGCCAGUGUUACGUGUACGUGCAGGAGGCUCCGGGAUGUGUGUGCAGGCCGGGGGAAGGUAUGGAGGCGACAGCUGGCCGACAGGUGGCCAUCGAUGAUGAAGUAUUAUAGUCACACAGAUUCUUUAGAUUGGCUUGAAGAAUAUAAAAAGCGUCACAGUGCUGGUAUAGCGGCACAUCAAAUUGUGGCAUCCUUCUCUAAACGUUUCAUUACAGAACAUCGUGUCCCUUGUGAAGGCUUUUGUGACCUCGAGGGGCUAGAUUACCCUAGACAUUUCCUUGAAGAUGAGCUAUUAUCCUUCCUGAAUAUUGAAAGUGGGAAGUUUUUGACUCAAAAGUAUUGUGCAAAGAAAAUCCUGUAUUUCAUGCGCCAGCAGACUACUAUGCAUAACCUGAAGGAAUUUCUUCAGAGACCGGAGCUUCAACAGGAUAUUUUAGAAGGCGCUGUUUUAAUUGAUCAGUAUUGUAACCCUUUAGAAGAUGUUUGCCUUGGCACUAUUCAGACAGAGAUAGAGGGCAUCCUGAUGAAGGUAAAGACAUUCCUUUGUGUUAAAAAUACCAGACACCCCAGCUUAUCUCUGCAGCCAGGUGAGACUUCUUAUAUUGAAGAUCUAGAGGUACAAGAACAGGCACUGGAUGCCCUCAAUCAUAUCCUCUUCGAUGAGCUAAAGUUUAAGGGCAAUGUGGCUGAUUUUUAUAACCCACUAAACUCCUACAUACAUAAGGUACUGAUCAGUAAGACUGGAAUCCCCAUUAGCCUCUCUGUACUGUAUUUAACCCUUGCUGAACGACUUGGGGUACACCUUGAACCUGUCAACUUUCCUCACCACUUUAUGCUCAGAUGGUGCUUAGGCACAAGUGGAAGUUCCAGUAUCUUAGACUACCUGUAUGUGGAUGCCUUUGGAGGGGGCAUGCGUCUAACUGCUAAGGAGUGCGAGUAUAUGAUUGGUCAGCGUGUAACUGAAGAAUUUUAUGGAACUGUCAGCACAAAGGAGGUGAUGCAGCGCAUGGUGGGAAACCUUCUGAACCUCGGAAAAAGGGAGAGCAAAGACAGGAGUUUUAUGCUGCUCAGAGUCUCCCUAGAUCUCUACUUAGCUAUGUACCCAGACAGUGUUCAGCACUUACUUCUCCAGGCCAGGCUGUACUUUCACCUGGGCCUAUGGCCUGAAAAGGUCCUGGACAUUUUACAGACCAUUCAGGCUCUUGAUCCAUCUCAGCACGGUGCUGUAGCUUAUCUAGUGCAGCAUACCUUAGAGCACAUAGAAAGACGCAAAGAAGACAGUGGGCCUAAUGUCAAGCUGCGUUCCAAUGAGAAGCAGGUCUGCUAUGCUGUAGGGCUUGUAAUGAGGCACAAAAGAUACAACUAUAGCUGUGUGGUUUUCGGGUGGGAUCCUGUCUGCAUGAUGCCGCCUGACUGGAUUGAAAAUAUGGAAGUACAUGUCCUUCAAAAUGGUCCCAAUCAGCCCUUUUACAGCGUCCUCUUGGAAGGAGGUGACUGCAGUUAUGUGGCGCAAGAGAACCUGGAAAUCCAUCCGUCACCAGAAGAAAUUGUGCACACUGAUAUCAGCCUGUACUUUGCAGAGUUUGCAGGGACUCACUAUGUUGCUAAUGAGGAGUUGCAGCUUCAAUAUCCUGAAGACCAAGAGUUUGUCUCCUCCACUGCCAGCGAGAACUUAUCAGCAGACUGUGAUGCUUCUCAGAAUGAGUCCUGAGCUGCAUGGAGAUCAUUAUCCCUGCAGUGCAAUACUCCCCUUCUCGCUCACCUAAAAUCCUCUGCAGUUCAAAGCGUGAAGGAGCUUGUACAAUCACUGCUGAAUAUGGUGCCAAUAUAACAAAGUACUGUUUGUUUUACAUAGAAAUGCAUCAGGAAAAAACGCAGUAAAAAUGCACAUACAUUGACCAUAUCAUAGCAACCUCUGUACGUGCUCUGCACUGCUCAUUUUGCAAUGUAAAUAUAACUCCAAGUAUUUAAUAUUCUAUAAUGCAAGCAAAAAAUAAAUGUAAAUAUUGUUCCUUUAAAAUGGUGCUCUUAUCCAUAGUCCUUGUAUUACUAAGGAAGCUCACAAAAUGAAAUCAGAGUGCAGAGAUGGUCUGCUUCUUACAACACAUCACAGUUUAUCAUAUAGUUAAUAGAACAUUCCAAAAUGUGUUAAAUUGUUGUUUAUGUUUUACUUUCUGUUGUAUGAUUCUCUCCUCUGUUCUGUACAUAAGUCAAGGAGCAGUUGGCCCAGAUGUCAGAACCAAAUCCUGGUCCCCUCUUAUUUAUAUUAGGUGCUGUUUAUGAUUGAGGACUUUUGAGAUUUUGCUCCUGCAUUGAAAAUCUAAUAUUUGUUUGAGUGCUGUGAAGCCGAGGAGUAAAUGACAGCACAAACUAUUAUACUAGCAAUGAGUAAGUAAUACAUUGAUAUUGCAGUUACAUUAUGCAUGCUAUUGCAAACUAAAUAGAACACCAUAUAGGAUGGAUUGUGUAUAAUAAAGUGUAAAGAACGCUCUUGCAUUAUCUCACAAA